This is a messenger RNA of Lucilia cuprina (Australian sheep blowfly), 1197 nucleotides long. RefSeq names its product syndecan. The transcript is spliced from 4 exons. Lineage: Eukaryota; Metazoa; Arthropoda; Insecta; Diptera; Calliphoridae. The record is from RefSeq and is a predicted model, not a curated record. Bases 1 to 1197 code for a protein of 398 amino acids.
AUGUUGCUCGGUUUGUUACACGAUGAUUUAGAAAAAGAUCACGAUUUUUCUGGUUCCGGUUUUGGUCCCGAUGACGAGGAUUCUGAUAGUGAUUAUCAUCACAAUACGCAUAAACAUCAAACGGGUAAAUCAAAUAUAAAUAAGAAUAUUGAUGACAACGAUUUCAUAACCACAAGUAGAAAUAAUCAAAAUCAAAACAAUAUUCAUCAAACAUCAUCAAAUAGCGGCAUCAAUAAUAAUAACAAUAAUCAAGGGAAUACAGGCUUCAUCAGUUCCGGUGGUAGUUCGGCAACAAGUGGUAACACUGGCCUUAAUACAAUCGAAACAAAUAAUCAUAAAAAACAAUUCAAUUCCUCUAUUUCAUAUCCUUCCACACCAAAUGAUUCUAAUACCAACACAACAACUACUACUACCACUAUUUCCCAUCACCAAUAUCACAACAAUAAUCAUACAAUCCAAAAACAACAAAUACACACACCUAUUACACAACACCAACAAAACACUUCCCAUAUUGUUCCCUAUUUCCCAGACAAAAACAACAACAACCAGCAAAAUCAUGGCAAAAUUGUACCACCACCCCCCAUUCACCAUCACGAUGAUGAUGAUUUCAAUAUUGAGGAAGAAGAAGAGGGUCGCAUUUUAGCUGGCAGCGGUGAUGGCGGUCUCAUUGAUCGUGGUAACGACAAUGAUGACGAUGAUCAUACUGGCGAUGUCGAUGAAGAUACAGGUGAUGAACUGCCCGAUAUUACAAAAUAUCAACACGGCAUCUUUGAUUCAGCCGCUCCGCCCAAAACGGAUCAAGAACAUUCCAAAACCCACGAUAAUGAUGAUGAUGAUUUCGAAGAGGAGGAAGAUUUCGAUCAUAAUCAACCAAUUGAUCAUGAUGAUGAUGAUGAGGACGAUCAUGUCGACAAAACACAUUCCGAAGAUGAUGGCACUGAAAUUUAUACCGAUAAUACUGAUGAAUCUAGCACAGGAUCGUCAUCAUCAUCUACUACCGAAAAACGACCUGGUGGCAUUAAUACUCAAGGAGGCACCAAUAUACACGAUUUGGAUACAAACAGCAUCAACAGUUUGCCACCAGAGACUAAAAUAAUCGAACAGACCACAGGCAACGAAGUUUUAAUCAUGAAUGCCAACGAUGACGAUAGAACGGCGAGCUUCUUUGCUCAACCAGGCAUUUUAGCGGGUAUGUAA